AUAGACUAUAGAGAGAUUCCCAACUUGGGCCAUGAUUACCGAGCCACUCACCAUAGCAAAGCACAUCACAGUUGGCUUGGUGCCCAGCAGCAACUGAAGCACAGGAUUUAAUUACACCCUCAUCUUCGCCCACAAAAUUUCCUUUAAACCCUAAAUCUCUGCCUCCCUUCUAUUAACUCAUUGCCGCAUCGAUUCACCGGAGAAUUCUCGAUUCAUCCAGAUAUAUUGAGCAUUUAUUGGUUGGAAUUCGGAUUGCAGUAUGUCGGAUAAGCAUGUGAUUAAGCGCGCCAAGUAUAAAUCUUCCACCAAGGACCCCGGCGUUCCUGGCGUCCUCAAACUGAGCAUAGAAAGAUUCAUCUUCAUGCCAAAUGAUCAAAAUUCGGGAGUCAAGCUAAAUGUGGAGUUUAAAAUAGUUAAAGGUCACAAAUUCACCAAGGAGGGUUCCAAACAGGCCCUGCUUAAUCUUACACAGGAACAGGGGGGGAAUUACAUUUUCGAAUUUGAUACUUUUGCCGAGCGUGAUGUUUGCCGGGAAUUUGUUGCCAGGGCUAUUGCAUUCUAUACUGAAGGUGGGAAAGCAGGACCGGAAAGAGCUACUCCUCCAGUAACCAACGAGCAACUUAGUAGCAUAGAAACAGAGCGCAGAAUCAAGCUACUGCAGGAAAAUAGUGAGUUACAGACACUGCACAAGCAAUUUGUAUUUGGAGGUAUACUGACAGAUGAUGAAUUUUGGGCAACAAGGAAGAAAUUGCUAGACCAGAAUGAUAGCAGAAGGCCAAAGCAGCGCCUAGCAUUAAAGAAUGAAAUGUGGAGCUUAAAACCAUUAUCCGAUGGCCAGUCAAACAGAGUGACAUUUAACUUGACGCCAGAACUCAUUCAUCAGAUAUUUGCUGAAAAACCAGCUGUUCGCCAAGCAUACUUGAAGUUUGUUCCGCACAAGUUGAGCAAAACCGAGUUCUGGACCAAAUAUUCAAGAGCACAAUUUCUUCACAGUACGAGAAAUGUAGUUGCAGCUGCAGCAGAGGGUGAUGAAGAUGAGGAGCUUGCUGUUUUCUUGAAGAGAGAUGAUAUGCUGGCAAAUGAAGCUCGGAGAAAGAUUAGGCGUGUUGAUCCAACUGUGGACAUUGAAGCUGAUGAGGGUGAUGAUUACACACAUCUCCCGGAUCAUGGGUUAGUUCGCGAUGAGACCAAAGAUGUAUUGGACCCUCGGUAUGAGCCAUACCGGCGAUCUUUCUCGCAAGAUUUGAAUCAGCAUUCUGCAGUUGUUCUUCAAGGAAGAGUUGUGGAUGCUGAGCUGACUGAUCCAAGAGAUGUUGCUGAAGCCCUUACCAGGAAAAAGCAGGCUGAACUGUCUGAGGACAAAUUAAAUACAAAUUUUGAGAAAGAACUAUCCAACAGGAUUUCUCGAAGUGCAGAGCUUGAAGAUCUUCAGGGCCCUCGAGAUCCUGCUGUUGCACCCCUCAGUAUCAAGGAUCCGAGGGACUACUUUGAUUCUCAGCAGGCCAAUGCACUAAAAGCGUUGGGAGAUACAGGUUCAGCUGCAAAACCCUUGAUAUCCAGUGCGAGUGCACGGCAAGCUUAUGACUCAUUAAGGAAUGUCAUAAUUGAUAUUAAUGAAAUGGGGUUAACUGAGCCGAUAAUGAAUCAGGAGGUUGCACUAAAGGUCCUCAGUGGGUUGACCCAGAGUAUCUCUAGCACCAAGUUCCAUCUUGGAAACAGUUCUAACGACAGUAUCCUCGAUAUGUUACCAAAAGUUACUAAGGAAGAACUCUUGCAUCACUGGACUUCGGUGCAGGAACUCUUGAAACACUUUUGGUCAUCAUACCCUCUUACAACCAAGUACCUUUAUAACAAGGUCACCAGAUUGAAAGACGCAAUGUCCCAAGUAUAUCCAAAGUUGCAGGAGAUCAAGGAAUCUGUACAAUCUGAUUUCAGGCAUCAGGUGUCACUUCUUGUUCACCCAAUGCUUCAGGCUCUGGAUGCGGCGUUUGCACACUACGAUGCAGAUGUUCAGAGGAGGUCUGCCAAGAGCGGAGAGAAACGCAAUGGGUUUACGUAGAAGUGUGAUUUCACCCUUUUCUUCAGUUGCCAUUGUUUUGCAAAUUUGGUCGUCUUUUUCUUGAAAGAAAUGUCAUUCAUAUUUUUCCGUGUUGCCAAGGUUGCUGAAUGCGUCAUAUAUUAAAACUAUAUCAACUGAUUUUUCAGUCUUUAUAGUACUAUAUUUAUAUAUGAGUAUCAAGUUUUGGUAGAAGAUCUAAAGGGUUUGUACCACUGAAAAGACGUACCUUCAUGAUGGACGUUCUUGUCUUUACCACCAUCUGUUGUGAAAAAACAUACUAGUACUAUAAACUUCUAGUGUGUAUCCCAAUUUUUCCCGA
This is a messenger RNA of Salvia hispanica, 2378 nucleotides long. RefSeq names its product general transcription and DNA repair factor IIH subunit TFB1-1-like. Gene Ontology annotation, biological process: DNA-templated transcription; nucleotide-excision repair. Gene Ontology annotation, cellular component: transcription factor TFIIH core complex. NCBI's taxonomy places the organism in Eukaryota, Viridiplantae, Streptophyta, Magnoliopsida, Lamiales, Lamiaceae. The record is from RefSeq and is a predicted model, not a curated record.